Messenger RNA from Heterocephalus glaber (naked mole-rat), 989 nucleotides. It is a transcript of the gene Rpp25l, whose product is annotated as ribonuclease P/MRP subunit p25 like. Gene Ontology annotation, cellular component: ribonuclease MRP complex. Gene Ontology annotation, molecular function: RNA binding. Gene Ontology annotation, biological process: tRNA 5'-leader removal. The record is from RefSeq and is a predicted model, not a curated record. NCBI's taxonomy places the organism in Eukaryota, Metazoa, Chordata, Mammalia, Rodentia, Bathyergidae.
GGGUGACGGCGGGUUGGGGGCGCUCCGAGUUGGGGAGAGGGGACUCCUGCUGCUUGGCAGGGCCUUAGAGAAACGGACCGCGGCAGUGGAGAUGGCCGAGCCCGGCUGGAAGUGGCCCGCGCAACCCCGCUCGCGAACUUCUGCUCUUGUUUCUGAAGGACCUGGGUUGAUGCAAAUCGACCCAGCAGGCAGUGACUCAGAACUCGGCAAGCAAGAUGGAGCACUACCGGAAAGCUGGCUCUGCAGAGCUCCCAGCACCUUCCCCAAUGCCUCAGCUACCUCCUGAUACCCUGGAGAUGCGUGUUCGAGAUGGCAGCAAAAUUCGAAACCUGCUGGGGCUGGCACUAGGUCGGUUGGAGGCCGGCAGUGCUCGGCAUGUGGUGUUCUCAGGUUCUGGCCGAGCUGCAGGGAAAGCUGUCAGCUGUGCUGAGAUUGUCAAGCGGCGCAUCCCAGGCCUGCACCAGCUCACCAAACUGCAUUUCCUGCAGACUGAGGACAGCUGGGUUCCAGCCUCACCUGACACAGGCCUAGACCCCCUCACAGUACGCCGCCAUGUGCCUGCAGUGUGGGUACUCCUCAGCCGUGACCCCUUGGACCCCAGUGAGUGUGGUUACCAGCCCCCAGGGGCACCCCCUGGCCUGGGCUCUGUGCCCAACUCCAGCUGUGGCUCCCGACUCCGAAGAAGGCCUCGAGAUAAUCGGUCCUGAAGACCUCCUGAGCUAAGCUGAAUAUCUAGGGUGACUGUGCCUUUUCCGGGAGCUGAACAUCCCCAACAAAGCCUGGGUCCACAGAACUCCUGCUCCCCUGUAACUCUGGCAUACAGGAAGGGACUACAGUACUGUGAAGAAUAACAGGUGUGGAGCCUCUGCUGAGUUCUGGAUUGCUUGAGAAGGCUUUGGUCUCCCUUCUACAUACAGUACAUCUGAUCUGCCUUCUGACAGGCUUAGGAAAAGAGUUAGGGAAUAAAAGUUAUACCAUUUGUCUGAUGA